This is a messenger RNA of Entelurus aequoreus (snake pipefish), 1935 nucleotides long. Its product is annotated as medium-chain acyl-CoA ligase ACSF2, mitochondrial-like. Gene Ontology annotation, biological process: fatty acid metabolic process. Gene Ontology annotation, molecular function: medium-chain fatty acid-CoA ligase activity. The record is from RefSeq and is a predicted model, not a curated record. NCBI's taxonomy places the organism in Eukaryota, Metazoa, Chordata, Actinopteri, Syngnathiformes, Syngnathidae. The transcript has 16 exons. The coding region runs from base 1 to 1767 and encodes 588 amino acids.
AUGCAGCACGAGGUGGGGGACAUGCAGGACUACCAGCUGGCUUCAGAGGUGCGGCUCCAUGUGGACAGUCCUCCAUGUCGACCCUCUCUGACGGGCAGCUACGUCCACGGCACCUCCACCAUCUCCCUGCUCUGCCAGACGAUUGGACAGACCCUGGAGGCUGCCGCCCAUCGCUGGCCAGAACGCGAGGCCGCGGUCUUCAGUCAGGACGGCAUCAGGAAAACGUUUGCACAGUUCCAGCAGGAUGUUGACACGGUGGCUGCAGGUCUUCUGGCUCUGGGCCUGCAGAGAGGAGACCGUCUCGGUAUUUGGGGACCUAAUACGUAUGAAUGGCUCCUCUUCCAGUUUGCUACAGCCAAGGCGGGAAUCAUACAGGUGUCGUUGAACCCGGCCUAUCAGCUGAAAGAAGUGGAGUUCACGCUUAAAAAGGUGCAGUGUAAAGCAGUGGUGUGUCCCAGCAGCUUUAAGACCCAAAGGUUCUGUGACAUUCUGCGAGAGCUCUGCCCGGAGAUCGGCACGUCACCAGCAGGCGCCAUCAAGAGCACCAGGCUGCCUGACCUGCGCAUGGUGAUUGUGACGGACGUCCGUCAGCCGGGCAUGCUGCACGUGGACGACGUCUUCCAAGCGGCUGAGAGUUGUCAUCGCAGAGAGCUGAUGGAGCUUCACGGCAAGCUAUCAUUCGACGAAGCCAUCAAUAUUCAGUUUACUUCUGGCACCACCGGCAACCCGAAGGGAGUCACGCUUUCCCAUCACAACGUCGUCAAUAACGCCUACUUCGUGGGGUUGAGAGCUGGUUAUGACUGGAGACCUUGCGUGAGAUUGUGCAUGCCAGUGCCAAUGUAUCACUGCUUUGGUUCUGUGUUGGGAGGAAUAUGCAUGGCCGUGCACGGCGUCACGCUGGUCAUUCCCUCCACUGCUUACGACAGCCAGGCCAACCUGGAGGCCCUUCACAACGAAAAGUGCACUUUCCUCUACGGCACUCCAACCAUGUUCACGGACAUGAUCAGCCGCCCAGAUCUAGAAAAGUAUGAUCUAUCGUCAAUGGAAGCUGGCGUCAUGGCAGCGUCCCCGUGCCCCCCGGAGCUUGUUGCAAAAGUGAGAGCAAAGAUGCACAUGAAAGAGUUCAUGAUAGGCUACGGCACCACUGAGAACAGCCCUGUCACAUUCCUGGGAUUCCCACUCGACAACGAUGAGCUGAAAUUGAACACCGUCGGCUGCGUCAUGCACCAUGUGGAGGCCAAAGUGGUGGACGUUAAUACUGAGGAGACGGUACCACUGGGGGCCACAGGGGAACUGCUGAUCCGAGGAAGCUGCGUGAUGCAUGGAUACUGGGACGAGCGAGAGAAGACCCAAGAGGUCAUCUCAGAAGACCGCUGGUACAGGACUGGUGACAUCGCCAGCCUAAACGCUCUGGGGUACUGCCGCAUCGAGGGACGCAUCAAGGACAUGAUCAUCCGAGGAGGGGAGAACAUCUACCCUGCGGAGAUAGAGAACUUUCUCCUCUCACACCCUCAAGUGAAGGAAGUGCAGGUGGUUGGAGUGAAAGAUGAAAGGCUGGGCGAGCAGGUGUGUGCCUGCAUCAGACUAAAGGAAGGACAAGCAUGCACUGCAGAGGAGAUAAGAACAUUCUGCAAAGGCCAAAUUUCCUACUUUAAAAUCCCUCACUACGUGGUUUUUGUGGACGACUUCCCCAUGACUGCAUCUACAAAGGUCAAGAAAAACGUAUUAAAGGUGGAGAUGGAACAGCAGCUGGGCCUCAAGGUUUGAAAUCAUGCAAAUGUCACACCACAGAUGAAGAGAGGCACUGUUUUGAUUCCCUGUCAACAAAUUUCACACCCUGUUUAUCAUAUCAAUGUUUAUUUAUUCAAAACGUCAAGAUCAUCCCACAAUGGCUGUAACCACUGUGCAACACAUGAAACACAUGCUGUACAAACU